CAUUUGCGUCGCUUUGGAAGGGCGGUCGCGUAAGCUACGGGCCACGUGCAACUCGACAACUUGCGCUUAGUUCUUCACGAACUGUGUGGGAGGCUAGUACGCUACAUGAAUUAUACGCUCGAAUGUCAUGCGCUUUAGAGAGCGCACUGCGAAAAAGCGUUUUUCGCCCGCGUCCGAAUCAUGCGUGUGUGAGUGUUGAGGCCACGUGAUUUUGACAGUAGCAACCUUUUUAAUGCCGGUUAUUUGUGUAUUAACAACGGAGCUAUGUAUAGCACAUAAUAGGCGACAGUGAAAGUGUUUUAUUUUGCUGAUAACGAACGAAUACGAUAUUCUGAAGCAAUGACCGUUUGAAUUAGAAGAUAUCGCGAUCUGGGUGACUGAAUUUUUUCGGCGCAAUCAAAAACGAUGGAGUUUCUACGGAGCCUUUGGUGGAUUAUAUUCUUCAGUUCGACGACUUGCUCAGCCAACGAAGGACUAUUUGGAUCGAAAUUUCCAAACGACAUACCUGAGUACGAUUUGCUGCGAGCUAUCGGCGUGCCUUUCAGUAAUCCGAAGACGCAGUACUUCGAUGAGGGUCUCGACGGAUUUCCUGCGUACGGCCUCAAACCGGGUUCAGAUAUCAAGUCGCCGUAUCGUCUUUUCAUGCCCGAAAAGUUGUAUGCCGAAUUCUCGAUAACUGCAACCGUUAGACCGGCCAACAAAGAUGGCGGCUUCCUCUUUUCCGUUGUUAACCCUUUAGAAACCGUUGUACAACUUGGCGUUCAACUAAUACCGUCAGGGCCCGGACUGACUAAUAUAUCUUUGCUAUACACGGACGCGAAUGUGUACGCUUUGUCACAGACUAUAGCUUCAUUUGUAGUACCAUCGUUCGCAAAGAAAUGGAGUAGAUUCGGUAUGAAAGUGACCACAGAUAAUGUAACAUUGUUUUUAAAUUGUCACGAAUUUGACACAUUGGCGGUAAAGAGGAGCCCGCUAGAAUUGGUCUUUGAUUCGGCUUCGACUUUGUAUGUGGGACAAGCUGGGCCUUUGAUCCGGGGAGCUUUUCAUGGAGCAUUUCAAGAGCUCAAGCUGUACGGAUCAUCUUCGCAGGCUGAAGUACAAUGUGUCACUACAUUCGAGGAGAUCGGUAACGGCAGCGGUGGAGACGAAAUUGACAUUGACAAUUUUUUGGUGGACCAAGAGGAGGGGGAUGCCGAGGGGUCCGGUCGUUAUGGCACCAUGCCUCCGCCCUUCCCGCCCCUGCCGCCGGGACUUGACGGAUAUUCACCGCGUAUGAGAGGAGAAAAAGGAGAUCGCGGACCAAGGGGUCCGCCUGGAGAAUCAAUCCGAGGUCCGCCCGGACCUCCAGGACCUCCCGGCCAGCCAGGAACCCCAGGGACAGUACCAGUUCACGAGUUUUCAGGGUCAGGAGACGGCAAGACGGAAGUUAAGCAAAUCUUCGGAGAGCAUUACGCGUCGCUGGGCCAGUGCGGGUGCAACGCGACCAUCAUACUCUCCCUGUUAGAGAAGGCUCCAGAACUUCGAGGUCCGCCCGGACCUCCUGGCGUGAUGGGUAUCGAAGGCAGGAUCGGUGCGCCCGGUAUUGCAGGUCAACCGGGUGUGCCUGGUGAACGAGGUCCAGCGGGACUACGAGGGGAGAAAGGGGAAAGAGGGGAUGUUGGACCACGUGGUCCUGAGGGACAACCUGGUCCUAAAGGGGAGCCGGGAGUGGACGGGAGAACGGGUAGCCCCGGUCAACCAGGCCCGCCUGGUCCCCCUGGACCUUCAGACUAUAGUAAUUUCGAGUCUAAUUGGAAACCGAGACAUAUUUAUAAGGAAUCGUUGAUGGGAUCAUAUGGCGGAGUUCUUGGGAGACCAGGUGCGCCGGGGCCUAAAGGAGAUGCGGGUCAACCAGGUCCAAUGGGUUUACAAGGAGAAAGGGGCUUCACCGGACCCAAAGGUGAAAGAGGACAACCAGGUCAAAACGGAGCCAAAGGAGACCGUGGGCACUCUGGCCCUCAAGGUGAUCGAGGGCCCAAAGGUGAACGUGGUAAUCCAGGUCUUGACGGCCGUCCGGGUUUACCUGGAGCAAAUGGGCGGUCUGCUGACAAAGGGGAAAAAGGUGAAAGAGGUUUACCCGGCCCACCUGGCCCACCCGCGCCGCCUGUUGAUGGUUUAACUGGACACAGCGAACUUUUAUUUACUGGGCAACGGGAAUUACAGCUAGAAAAAGGUGUAAAAGGUGAAAAGGGCGAAAAAGGGGUUCAAGGCAACGAUGGAACUCCUGGGUUUCCAGGAAAAGAUGGAAAGUCUGGAGAACGAGGGGACAUUGGACCAUCCGGGAUGCCGGGAGUUUCCGGUCCUCCAGGUGUACCCGGUCUGAAGGGAGAUAAAGGAGAGAGAGGACCUCCGGGGCCAGUCAGCGUCACAACAUCAGGAUCCGACAUUUUAACUAUAAAGGGUGACAAAGGAGAGCCUGGCAUACGUGGAAGGAGGGGAAGGCCGGGCCCUCCCGGGUCUCGAGGACUUCAAGGUAUUCAAGGCCCUCCCGGAACCCCGGGACGGAUAGGCGAAAAAGGAGAAGUCGGUCUUCCUGGAUGGAUGGGACGACCAGGUACACUAGGUCCUCCAGGUACACCAGGUACUGUUGGACCCAAGGGUGAAAAAGGAGAUCCUGGAGUCAACAUUCUCGACGUGUCAAUGUUUAAAGGCGAAAAAGGCGAUCGAGGUCUAGACGGAACGCCAGGUACGAAAGGUGAUCAAGGACUGCCAGGUCCCCCUGGAACUUCAGUAUUGAGAUCCGAAGCCGCGCAGUACUUGCCUGGUCCUCCAGGACCGCCAGGACCACCAGGACCACCGGGCUCACCGGGCGUGUCUAUCGUAGGACCAAAGGGCGAACCAGGUCAAAGCUACUACGAGGAAUAUCCCACACACGGCAGCACCAAAUUUUAUGGGAAACCGAGUUUUGGUACAACGGAAUCGAGAAGUCAUCAUGAAGACAAUACUCCGAAACCCGCUCCGUCAGUACCCAGUGCUGCUGUGUUCCAAACUACUGAAGAAAUGAUGAGACUGGCAUCAACAAGUCCAGUAGGUGCAUUGGCUUAUGUUGCUGAAGAACAAGCUCUCUUCGUCAAAGUUAACUCCGGAUGGCAAUACGUUCUGCUCGGUUCACUGGUGACGCAAUCGGCACCAUCGCCGCCCGCGCCGACGACGCCAACGCAUCUACUACCAGCUGCGAGUUUAGUCCACUUGCCUAUUCUCACUAACUUAGUUGAGAAUUCAGCUCCUGCGACAACACUAGGACCCACUUUGCGACUGGCGGCUCUUAAUGAGCCUCUGUCGGGUGACAUGCAUGGCGUGCGACGUGCGGACUACGCCUGCUAUAGACAAGCUCGUAGAGCAGGAUUCAAGGGUACAUUCAAAGCUCUACUCACCAGCAGAAUCCAAAACCUUGACUCAACGGUGCGUUACUCCGACCGUCACUUGCCUGUGGUGAACACGCGCGGCGAGUUACUGUUCAAGUCUUUCGCUGAUAUCUUCGACGGCAGCGGAGGUCUCAUGUCAGGUGCUCCCAGGAUAUACAGCUUCAACGACAAGAACGUCAUGGCCGACUCUAACUGGCCACAGAAGUUCAUAUGGCACGGGUCAUACGUGAAUGGGGAACGCGCGAUGGAGACAUUCUGCGACGAGUGGCAGAGCAACGACCCUAAGUCGCGCGGCAUGGCGGCUUCCCUCUACUCCCACAAGCUACUCAAUCAAGAAAGGUACACGUGCAAUAAUCAUUUUGCAGUGUUAUGUAUUGAAGCAACAUCACACGUCAGUAACAGAAGAAAACGAGACACACGAAGAUACAACAGCACGAGUUUAAUAGAUGACGAGGAUUAUCUUUACAAUGCUGAAGAGUACCAGCAAUUAUUGAACGACAUUUUUGCUCAACCCUAUAGAGAAAUUUGAAACUAGAAACAUAUGUGUUUAUUUCUGGCCUAAAUAUGUCAUUUGUUGCUUGAACAGGAAUUUAAAAACCCUUAUAAUACUGUGGCAAAAUGUGGAACUUCCUUUGCGCAUGUAGAAAGUUGUGUAAUAAAAAAGACGAUUGAAGCGCCCCAAGACAAUGUUAUACUUUUAUUAGGCAAAAUUUAUUAUCAUACGAAAAAAUGUUUUCAACCUAACAGAUGAUACGUAAAUUAUGAGAUUAAUUGAGUUACUAAGCUUAGUGUUCAAUCGAGAUUCCUAUUAAAGUAAAAUUUACGAUACUCAGAGUUUGGAGUAAAAAUGUGUCAUCGUAGAUGCUUGUAUGUUUUUAUAUAAAUUAAUACAUACUUAGUUGGAUGAUAUUAAAGCAUAGUAUUUCGGAAUUGGUUGUAAUUAGUUGAUGAAUGCGAUCGAAUUUCUUGUGAUAUUUAUUCCAAGAAUUUAAUUUGAGACUGUAAAUAUUGCUUUUACAUUUGAUAUAGCUUAGUUAAUUUAAGAUUUAUUUGUGUAAUAACGUCAUUUGUACGGGGAUUUACGAAGCGUCUUAAUAAAAAGCAAUAAAGUGUUAAUAGUAGAUGCAAUAUUGGAAAUGACUUUAAAUGUAAAAAAUUGACGGUCAUCGCCCACGUGGUCCAGAUUUCCACGAAUAUUUUACAAAAUAACCCUAAAUUAUAACGUUAAUAUAAAAUCAUUUUUGUUGAUUACCAUAAUAUUCUCUGAAGCUUAACCAAGUCAUUUUUAUUUUUAAUUUUAACAAUGUAUUGUGUAUAAUAAAUGUGUUCUUGAAUGGAUUUUUUGUUAGCAACAACAACAACAACUCCUAAUUUUAUUAUAAUUUUAAAGUUUUGGAAUAAUAUACUUGUUAAUAAUAUGAGUAAAGUUUCCCACGUAUUUAAAAAUGUUUAAUUAUUACUUUAGUUUUUAUAACAGACGACUAUGUUGCCUAAAAUUAUUGUUAUACUCGUAUAAAAUAUCACUAGAUAACUAUACUAUUUUUAUUUAGUUUCUGGAAAUUUAAAGUAAGUGUAAUUUAUUAUUCAUAUCUUUCGGUGUGCAUGAUUAGUAGUGGUUUGAACAUCACAAAAUGGAAUAAAUACUUCUGUGAGUCUGAGCUGAUAAUUAAGGGAAACAUGCUAAAAUCCUUAAGAACUUUUCAAAUAACAGUAUUUACGAUUGAUUAUUGAGAUUGUAUCCUCAAGUAUAUUUAUUUGAACUCUAUGAAAUUCUAUACAAGAUUUUUAAAAUUGAUUUUGCUAAAAUGUUCCUGUAGGAGUACCAAAUACUAAUUCUACAAGUAUCAAAUUACCAGUAAACAAUCACAAUACUGGAUCCGCCAUUGUGAUUAAACGAUUUUUCAUAUAUAUGUUAACAGAUUAAACGUGCCAUGUGGGUUUAUUGCAAACAAUAUAUUCAAGUCUGAUUUUUUUGCUAGAAAUCAGUGUUCUUGAUACUUUAUAAAUAGCUAUAUUAUUAAGUACUUACAAGUAGAAAUAUUAAAUAUAUUUACCACUAGUUGUUCAUACUUCUAUGUUAAAUUAACUAGUCUUUUUUUAUUAGACAAAUGUAUCCGUUUGUAAAAGUAACUUAAAAUAUUGUUAAACCAAAGAACAAAAUUUUCCGACAUUGUUUAUAAUUAUGGUGAAAUUGGACUGUUUUAUAUUAAGUAGACAUUAUUAUUAUGAAACAUGACAUACCAAUCAGCAUUUACGAAAAUGUAUUUUAGUAUUUUAAGCUUUUGACAUCAAGAAAUCAUUGUAUUGAAACUACCGACAUAUUUAUACGAUUUAAUAGAAUAAAUGUUUUGAUGACAA
This is a messenger RNA of Papilio polytes (common Mormon), 5762 nucleotides long. It is a transcript of the gene Mp, whose product is annotated as collagen alpha-1(IX) chain-like. The record is from RefSeq and is a predicted model, not a curated record. The transcript is spliced from 28 exons. The coding region runs from base 406 to 3933 and encodes 1175 amino acids. NCBI's taxonomy places the organism in Eukaryota, Metazoa, Arthropoda, Insecta, Lepidoptera, Papilionidae.